GUGAGAUCGAUCGCUGCAAGCCAAACAUCCACCUCCCACCAGUCCACCAUCAACUCCACGGGCAAUUAGCAUCAGCAAGUUGCCUUGUGUCCCUCAGACGACAAGAGUCUGUCAUAUACGUGCAAUUCGGCAUGGCUGGAGCCAAGGAGCAGGGUCCCGAGAGGAUCUCAAUUCUCGGCGAGGCCAACAUCAUUGUCGAGCACGGCUUGUGGCUUGACUUCGUUGCAGAAGACCUCGUUCAGAACAUUCCGACGUCCACCUACGUCCUCAUCACCGAUACGAACCUCUUCAACACCUACGUACCUGCCUUUCAAUCUCGCUUCGAGGCCGCCGCUGCGAGUAAGCCGACCCGCUUGCUCACGUAUGCCAUUCCGCCGGGCGAGGCGUCCAAGAGCCGCGAAACAAAGGCUGAAAUUGAGGACUGGUUGCUGUCGCGGCAAUGCACGCGCGACACCGUCAUAAUCGCUUUGGGCGGCGGCGUCAUGGGCGACAUGAUCGGUUAUGUCGCCGCAACCUUCAUGCGCGGAGUCCGCUUCGUUCAGGUGCCUACAACCUUACUCGCCAUGGUUGACUCAUCGAUCGGCGGCAAGACAGCCAUUGACACACCGAUGGGCAAGAAUCUUAUAGGGGCUUUCUGGCAACCCCAGCGCAUAUACAUCGACUUGGCUUUCCUUGAGACCUUGCCUGUUCGCGAGUUCAUUAACGGCAUGGCCGAGGUCGUCAAGACGGCCGCCAUCUGGAACGAGGCCGAAUUCGCCGUUCUAGAAGAAUCCGCUGCCCAGAUCCUGGAAUGCGUCAGGGCCAAAGGCGCUGGACGCCUAGACCCGAUCAGAGAUGUGCUCAAGCAGAUAGUCGUCGGGUCCGCCAAGGUCAAGGCUGAGGUUGUCUCCAGCGACGAGCGCGAAGGCGGUCUCCGCAACCUCCUGAACUUUGGCCAUUCGAUUGGGCACGCAAUUGAGGCUCUCCUUACCCCACAGCUUCUCCAUGGUGAAGCCGUAGCCAUUGGAAUGGUCAAGGAAGCGGAGCUCGCGCGUUACUUGGGAGUCCUUCGUCCUGGAGCCGUCGCCAGGCUGGUCAAGUGCAUUGCCAGCUACGACCUGCCAACCUCCCUCACAGACAAGCGUGUGGUCAAAUUGACAGCUGGCAAAGAAUGUCCUGUGGAUGUGCUCCUCGAGAAGAUGGGAGUCGACAAGAAAAACGACGGUAAGAAAAAGAAGAUUGUGCUGCUUUCUGCCAUCGGCAAAACCCACGAGCCCAGGGCCAGUGUCGUCGAUGACAAAACAAUACGGGUUGUACUCUCGCCUGCCACUCGAGUAACUCCCGGAGUGCCGAGUAACCUCAAUGUCACCGUCACCCCCCCUGGCUCCAAGAGCAUCUCCAAUCGCGCCCUUGUGCUCGCUGCUCUUGGAUCAGGUAUCUGCCGCAUCAAGAACCUUCUUCACUCAGACGAUACCGAAUAUAUGCUGUCAGCGAUCCAUCAGCUUGGCGGUGCUACCUACUCCUGGCAAGAAGCUGGCGAGGUCUUGGUUGUCGAUGGGAAGGGUGGUCAGCUCCAGGCCAGCAAGGAGCCGCUUUACCUGGGGAAUGCCGGGACAGCGUCUCGUUUCCUCACAACUGUCGUUGCCCUUUGUUCCCCUACCGUCGCCGCAGGAUCUAGCGUCCUGACUGGAAACGCCAGAAUGAAGGUCCGACCCAUUGGCGCAUUAGUCGAUGCCCUGCGAUCAAAUGGCGUUGACAUUGAAUACCUUGGCAAGGAAAACAGCCUCCCACUUCGUGUUGAUGCCGCCCAGGGGUUCAAGGGAGGCGUCAUUGAGCUGGCUGCGACCGUCUCAUCUCAGUACGUCUCGUCUAUCCUCAUGGCCGCACCUUACGCCAAAAACCCAGUGACAUUGCGAUUGGUCGGCGGAAAGCCCAUAUCUCAGCCCUACAUCGACAUGACUAUCUCCAUGAUGGCUACUUUUGGCGUUAGUGUGACGCCCUCGUCCGAUGAACCGAAUACCUACCAUAUCCCUCAAGGUGUCUAUCAAAACCCGGCUGAAUACACCAUUGAAAGCGACGCCAGCUCAGCAACGUACCCCCUUGCGGUUGCUGCCAUUACUGGAACCACGUGCACCAUCCCCAACAUUGGUUCCAAGUCGCUCCAGGGCGACGCGCGUUUUGCCGUCGACGUAUUACGCCCCAUGGGUUGUACUGUGGCUCAGUCUGACUACUCUACAACGGUGACCGGUCCUCCCCGGGGCGAGCUCAAGGCUCUGGCACACGUCGAUAUGGAGCCGAUGACGGACGCUUUCCUUACGGCCUCGGUCCUAGCUGCUGUGGCAUCUGGGAAAACCAGAAUUACAGGCAUUGCGAAUCAGCGUGUCAAAGAAUGCAACCGAAUCGCGGCAAUGAAGGAUCAGCUGGCUAAAUUCGACGUGGUAUGCAACGAACUUGAGGAUGGAAUCGAGGUCAACGGGAAGUCACAAGACGGUGGUCUCUUGGCACCCAAGGCCAGUAUCCAUUGUUAUGAUGACCAUCGUGUUGCAAUGAGCUUCAGCGUCUUGGCUGUUGCGUCAUCGAGCCCCGUAGUGGUAACGGAACGCGAAUGCGUUGGAAAGACGUGGCCGGGGUGGUGGGAUAUCUUGUCCCAAUCCUUCAAGGUCGAGCUCGAGGGGAUAGAGCCAAGCACCGAUGCCCACGACGAAGCCAACAACGACACGAACAAGGACCGAUCUAUCUUCAUCAUCGGAAUGCGAGGGGCUGGCAAAACUACUGCUGGCGGGUGGAUGGCGAGAUUGCUUGAUUGGAAGUUCAUCGACCUGGAUCAGGAGUUGGAGAGACGGGCUGGCUGCACGAUCCCCGAGAUGAUUAGGGGGGACCGGGGAUGGGAAGGUUUCCGAGCAGAUGAGAUGGCCCUUUUGCGGGACGUUGUGGAGCAUAAACCCCAAGGCCACAUCUUCUCCUGCGGCGGCGGUAUCGUGGAAACGCCCGAGGCGAGACAGCUUUUAAGAGAGUACGGCAAGAAUGGUGGCCGCGUCAUUCUGGUUCACAGGGACACCGACCAGGUCGUGGAGUACCUGAUGCGAGACAAGACCCGACCUGCCUACACAAGUGAGAUUAGACAAGUCUAUCACCGCCGCAAGACUUGGUACGAUGAAUGCUGCAACCUUCUCUACUACAGCCCUCACCCAGAAACCUCGGACACUCAGCAAGAGAUUCCUCACGACUUCCAACAGUUUGUGGCCUCGGUCUCAGGGAGAAACAAUCACCUCGAGGAGGUGAUGCGCAAGGAUCACAGCUUCUUUGUCUCGUUGACGCUCCCUGAUCUGAGCGAGGCCGCUGAUUUGAUUCCCAAGGUCGUGGUUGGAUCUGACGCUGUUGAGCUUCGGGUAGACCUCCUGCGGGAUCGCUCUAUCGAUUCGAUUGUGCGACAAGUUUCUCUCCUACGCUCCCUGGCCAGGAUCCCGGUCGUUUUCACACUACGCACCGAGUCGCAGGGCGGGAAGUUCCCAGAUGAUGCCAUUGAAGAAGGCCUCGAGCUCUACCGGCUCGCCCUAAGGCUAGGUAUCGAGUACAUCGAUGUCGAAAUGACGCUUCCCGAGAGCGUGAUCCAGUCAGUCACAGAGUCCCGUGGCAACUCCCGCAUCAUUGCCUCACACCAUGACCCAGAUGGCACAUUGUCUUGGAAGAAUGCCUCGUGGAUGACGUUUUACAACCGAGCCCUGCAACACGGCGACAUCAUCAAGCUGAUUGGAAUUGCCCGCAGUGACGAGGACAACUUUGAUCUCGCGAGAUUCAAGGCAAAGAUGUUGGCUGCUCAGAAGACACCCAUGAUUACCAUGAACAUGGGUCAGGCUGGCAAGCUAAGCCGCAUCCUCAACAAGUUCUUGACUCCAGUUUCCCACCCCGCACUCCCUUUCAAGGCUGCACCAGGUCAGAUGUCUGCCGCGGAGAUCCGCCGCGGCCUUGCGCUUCUAGGCGAUUUGGACUCGCAGAACUUCUAUCUGUUCGGAAAGCCCAUCUCCGCCUCACGUUCACCGGCUCUUCACAACACCCUAUUUAGCCAGGUGGGACUGCCACACCAGUACCAUCUGCUGGAGACCGACAACGUCACAGACUUGCGAGAUGUCCUCCAAUCCCCAGACUUUGGCGGUGCGUCAGUGACCAUUCCCCUUAAGCUGGAUAUCAUGGCCCAUGUCGAUGAGUUGUCCGUGGCAGCUAAAACCAUCGGCGCCGUGAACACCGUUAUUCCCAUCGGCGCGGCGGAUGCCAGCGGGCGCCGCCGCCUCCUUGGUGACAAUACUGACUGGAAGGGAAUGGUUUAUGCUCUCCAGAAUGCCGGUGUUGAAACCCAAGAAGAGUCAGAUGCAAACCGCGCCGCCAUGGUGGUCGGUUCUGGAGGCACAACCCGAGCGGCCAUUUUCGCGCUGCACUCCCUUGGCUUCAGCCCGAUCUACGUGGCCGCCAGGGACUUGAGCAAGGCAAAGGCGCUGACAGCAGACUUCCCUGUUGAGUAUGGUCUACAGAGCCUUAGCGACGUGUCGGCCGCAGACAAGGUCUCCUUGAACCUCCAGGUCGUCAUCAGCACUAUCCCCGCCGAUCGCCCAAUUGAUGCAGGCCUGCAAAAUCUGGUCGCCCUGGUAUUUGGUCGCCCUCCGGCGAACGAAGCGCAUCGGGUUCUUCUUGAGAUGGCCUACAAGCCCCGUCAUACGCCAAUUAUGCAGCUCGCCGAGGAUGCUGGCAACUGGACAACCAUUCCUGGCCUCGAGGUCUUGGCUUCCCAGGGCUGGUAUCAGUUUGGAAGCUGGACAGGAAUCACUCCUCUUUACGUCGAUGCCCGUGCUGCCGUCCUGGGCUCUUGAUGUGUCUGUAGUGACGGUGUGGAGAUCCUAUAUCUCUAUCGUUCAUUCAGGGGUGUUGGGAUAGCUGGUUGGUCACUGGUCCUAAGUUAUGAAAAAAGUUAUAUUAGACGAGAUACAAAAGUUCAAUGUGCUAUCUAUGUACAAGUUGCGCAUUUUUAUUGUGAGACAAUGGCAUUUGUAGGCUAGCUGUGUCCGUAUGUCAGGGGCAUCAUUGAGUGGAGACUUGCGGGGCAACGGCAGCUGAAG
Messenger RNA from Ilyonectria robusta, 5087 nucleotides. Its product is annotated as Shikimate dehydrogenase. Bases 132 to 4841 code for a protein of 1569 amino acids. The transcript has 2 exons. The record is from RefSeq and is a predicted model, not a curated record. Gene Ontology annotation, molecular function: shikimate 3-dehydrogenase (NADP+) activity; 3-dehydroquinate dehydratase activity; 3-phosphoshikimate 1-carboxyvinyltransferase activity. NCBI's taxonomy places the organism in Eukaryota, Fungi, Ascomycota, Sordariomycetes, Hypocreales, Nectriaceae. Gene Ontology annotation, cellular component: cytoplasm. Gene Ontology annotation, biological process: aromatic amino acid biosynthetic process; chorismate biosynthetic process.